Manis pentadactyla (Chinese pangolin) is the source of this 2478-nucleotide messenger RNA. It is a transcript of the gene CHLSN, whose product is annotated as chromosome 10 C7orf50 homolog. The record is from RefSeq and is a predicted model, not a curated record. The transcript has 6 exons. The coding region runs from base 522 to 1181 and encodes 219 amino acids. Lineage: Eukaryota; Metazoa; Chordata; Mammalia; Pholidota; Manidae.
GGCGGGAGGCCGGGGGUGGGCAGACGAGCGGAGGUAGGCGGCUGCUCCGGCUGUGUGAGACAGCUGGCUGCGCACCUCCACCCCGCCGCUCCGCAGUCCUUCCACUCGCCGCCCUGCCUGUCCCGCCCCUUCCCCUGGGAGAGCUCGGUGGGCUUCUCCUGCGCGUCCGCACGGCCUCCGGGUCAGCGCGCGGGCGCCUGCGUGGAGGUAACCAACGGCCUCGGCUCUGGUGGACCCGCGUUCCGGAGGGGGAGAGAGUGAAAAAUAGGAGGGAUUAGCUCCCCUGCAGAAGAUUAAAACAGCGAGACACCUUGGUGACUGGCAGACACCCCUGGUGGAGGGGGGAGACAUGGGAGCAGGUGAACCACGUGGGAGCGCAAUGAACAGCGAGACGGGGAGAGAGCAGGUGAGGGAAGGACGACGCGGAGCAGCGCGGACUCGUGGGACCUACCGGCGCUUUCGAGGACACGGACUUUUUCUCUAGGUGAGAUGGGAAGCCUUGGGACGUUUUCCAGCAGAGAAUGGCAAAACAGAAGAGAAAAGUUACCAAAAUGAUGGACAAAAAGAACAAAAAAUGGAAGAAGGCGUCAGCACAGGAGAUCCUGCUGGCACCUGAAGCUGAGCCAGGCGGCAAGGAGGCCCACCCCCAGGGAACAGCGGCAUGUGGGGCUGGGCAGGAGACGGACCUUGCACUGUCCCCCGAGCAGAAGAGGGUCCUGGAAAGGAAGCUGAAGAAGGAGCUCAGGAAGGAGGCAAGGAAGCGGCUGCGGGAGGCAGGCACCACCCCCGCCCCCAAGCUGCCAACCCAGCGCUCCGGGGCCCAGCUGGCCCUGGACUACCUCCAUGGCUGGGCCCAAAAGCACAAGAGCUGGAGAUUUCAGAAGACAAGGCAGACCUGGCUCCUGCUGCACAUGUACGACCAUGACAAGGUCCCUGAUGAGCACUUCUCCACCCUGCUGGCCUACCUAGAGGGGCUCAAGGGCCGGGCACGUGAGCUGACAGUGCAGAAGGCUGAAGCCCUCAUGCAGCAGCUGGACGGGGUAGGCGACAGCACAGACCCCCUGCUGCUGGAGAAGUCCCAGCGUGUGCGGCACAUGAUCUUCAGCCAAGCAGCAAGGGUGCCAGCCUCGCUGUACCUGGGCUCUGAACCAUCUGAAAAACACACUGGAAAAUUACAGUAAAGGAAGAUCCACAAGAUACAAAGCAGAGGCAGGUUCUUUUUAAAGAACUGUUGUUGACUAACAAGGAAACGUAGCUCUGGGUUUCCUGGGAGUCAAGUCAAGAAGGGAAAUGUGAUGGCCCCUGCCCUCCUUGUUAAUGGGCCAGUGGCUCCCUCACUGGAGCAGAAAUGCUCCCUGACACUUGGAGGGCUGUCCCCAUUGAGAGCUCCUGUCGGAGCAUGAAGGGCCACUCCUGACAGCGCCCACUGGCAGCAGGUGCAGAGGGGAGAUGACACAGGAACCACUGGGGCGUACCUGGGUGUGGGACAUGCUCUGGAACCAGGCAGCCCUGGGGUUCCCAUGCUGGUCAGUCAUGGGGAAGGGUCUGAGCCCUGGGGCCAAACCACAGCUUGGGGAUGGCUACACAUGCCUAGGGGUUUUGUUAGUCCCUGACCGAGCAGGCCUCCUGGGGGCACUGGGCUGAGGAGCUCCCUAACAAUGGCCAUUGUUCUUCCAUCGGACUCCCAAAACUGGAAGCAAACCAGAGGUCCACGGCAGGUGAGCUGAGGGCCAACAGGAUGGCCACCCACUGGGACAGGAGAAAACCAAGGUUGGCCAUGAGGGCACUAUGGUUCAUUUACCCCAAAUUCUGCAAAUGGGGGCUCACCUGGUGACAGAUUACAGGUGGGGAACAGGCCGGCGCCCUGGGGGAAGCGCCCACUGGAGGCUGCCCAGCACGUGCGGGUGCUGAACUCGCCAAGCAGGGCAUCUCAGUCUGGUUGUGAACCUGCUCCCAGAGGUGGGGCAGCCAGUGCUCGUGGGCUGAGCUCCAGGAAGAAAUGUUAAGGCCGCAUUUGUUGUCACCCUGAAGCCCGUUGUUACCAAAGUUGUGUGUCCAGUGGGUAAACAGCAGCACUGCUAAGUCAGAACGCUGUUCUCCAGCAGGCAGGGUGGAUAGGGGCAGUCCAGGUGACCAGCGAUGGUGACAGGUGGUGGCCAGUGCGGCCGGCCCUCAGGAAGCAGUGCCUUCUCCCAGUUCUAGGAUUUGCAUCUAGUGGUUGUCCAGGAGUCUCCUGCUACCUGCUGACUACUAUCCAAGGCGGCUCUCCCUGCCCCCUGAGCCCCUGGGAGAGUUGUCUCUGCUUUUGGGUAAAUCAGUGUUCAGCAUUUACAGCUGUAUGAUGAUUAUCCAGCCAGGAUGCCCCUGAUGGAGGUUGCCCCAUGGCACAGGGUGCAGGGGAGGCUGAGUGCACGGGGCUUCCGGAGUUGGGCGGCCACGGAGCCAGGCUGGCCCAGGAGAGCUCAGCGUGAGUCUGUC